UUACUCAUCCCAUANGAGCGCCACCUUCGCAUCCUCCAUCAGCCGUACAAGUGUGGGCAAUGUUCUUUUGCUGCCACACAGGAGUCAGAACUUCAGUGGCACAACCAACAGGCUCAUAACACGCCAGCAGCUUGGACACCCACCCCUCCUGCCCCUGUGCCCACCACUACAGCUCCACCCACCCCUCCUGCUUCCACACCCACCCCUUCUUCCUCUGCCUCCACCCCUACGGAGUUCUGCUGCCAGAUCUGUGGUCAAGCCUUCACCCAGUCCUGGUUCCUUAAGGGUCACAUGCGGAAGCACAAAGACUCCUUUGACCAUAAGUGCCAGGUGUGUGGGCGUGGCUUCAAGGAACCAUGGUUCCUGAAAAACCACAUGAAGGUUCAUCUCAGCAAGCUGGGCCUCCAGAGUGAACAAACAGGACCAGGACCAGGACGGUCAGCACAGAGUUUACUUGUUGGUUGUGAGACCCUGUAUCCAUCUCUCCUCUCUCCUCGUCCAACAGACAAAGCCAAUAGGGGUAGUUUCCUGGGUUACAGUGAUGCGAGGUGUGCUGAACAACUGCAGGUCACAGCUCGCGCCAUGGAGAGUAGUCAGCAGUGGUGGGAACAUUCUUAUAUAGUAGGGUCCAAGCUUGUGAGAGAAGAUUCGGGAGGGAACCAUCGCUGCCCAGACUGUAACCGAACAUUUGGUACAUUCCAGCAGAUGGCCUUGCACCGGCAAAGCCACCUCUCCCGUGAGAGAGAAUGGAACAAGGGACAAUCACUGGGUUCUCACCUUCUCAGUGGACACUGGCUUCCAACAAAUGUGAGAGCUUCUACUGCAGCCAACACCAGCUCAGCUCUGCUGACCCAGAAGGAAAAAGAAAUACAGGGUCAGUCAUGCUUGGAUGGAUCCCGACGAGGCACUGGGAAAGACUGUCCAUUCUGUGGAAAGUCCUUCAGAUCUUCCCACCAUCUCAAAGUUCACCUCCGUGUCCACACAGGUGAGCGCCCAUACAAGUGCCCUCACUGUGACUAUGCCGGCACUCAGUCUGGCUCGCUCAAAUAUCACCUGCAGCGCCACCACCGGGAACAAAAGAAUGCUGCUGCAGCUGUAGCAACAAUGGAACAGUGCCACAUGCCCCUGGCUCCUACUGCAGUCCCUGCCUUUCCCCCUAUGCAGCUCAACAAGAGCCAUGGGUCCUUCCUUCCUCUAGGUGGAAUGUGGGAAACUCAGCCCCGCCAAUCCAGCCACAAGUCACUGCUAAACGGGAGGGCUGAUUUCCAGCCAUUGGAUCUUUCCCUACNGGGGUCUGCCAGUAUGGAAAAUAAUGUCCAUUUCCAUGUUUUAUGA
Molecule: messenger RNA, 1335 nt
Organism: Thamnophis sirtalis
Lineage: Eukaryota; Metazoa; Chordata; Lepidosauria; Squamata; Natricidae
Source: RefSeq, a predicted model, not a curated record